UCCUGUUUCCGGUCCCCUACCCCCACCUUUGACGAAGAUGGCGACCCGGGCGGAACGGGAGCGGCAGCAGCGGCAGAAUGAGCGGCACCAGGAACUACUCGGGGAGAUGCUGCUGGAAAGCCGGGAGUGUGCGGACUGCGGCGGCCGAGGACCAAGAUGGGCUUCAUGGAACCUGGGAGUGUUUGUGUGCAUUCGCUGUGCAGGUAUUCACAGAAAGCUUGGAGUUCAUAUCUCCAAAGUGAAAUCAGUCAAUCUGGAUCAGUGGACACCAGAACAGAUACAGUGCAUUCGAGAGAUGGGAAACUCGAAGGCCAAGAUAUUAUACGAAGCUCACCUCCCUGCUAACUUCAAGCGGCCACAAAUGGAUCAAGCAGUGGAGAGCUUCAUAAGAGACAAAUAUGAAAGAAAGAAAUACUUUGAUAAAAGUAUUAACAUUGCUGAAUUCAGGAAAGAAAAUAACAAAUGGAAGAAAGAGGGUGAAGCAAAGGAGACCAAAACUGCACAAGUUAUCUUUGAAAAAGUUAAAGUGCCACCAAAAAAGGAUGAGCAGCAAGUGAAAACCAGUCCUUCAACACCUGCUGGCCCAGUGAUUGAUCUACUGGGACUAGAUGCUCCUGCAGCAGCUCCUACCUCCAAUGGCACCACGAGUGUGAACACAGCACCAGCUGGUGAUCUGGACCUCUUUGGACCCAUGGUGUCUAAUCCAUUGCCUGAUUCCAGCCCUUUCCCACCCACACAGGUGUUGGCGUCCACUCCGCAGGAAGGAGCUGAAAAUCUGAACCUCUUUGCUGAGCCCAGUGUGAAACAGGAGGAUUCUGGAAAGAAGCAGCUUUCGAAGGAUUCCAUUCUGUCACUUUAUGGGUCACAGACCCAAGUUCCAACUCAAGGCACAAUGUUUAUGGCUUCUGCACAGGUGCCCUACGCUCCCUGUAUGCCAUCUGGUUACACCAAUUUCCCACCUGUGGGUAGUGCAGUAACACCAGCUGGCGGCAUGCUGAGUAAUGUAGGGCAGUCAAUGGGCAUGAUGGCCCCAGUGGCAAUACCAGGAGGAUAUGUAGGUGGUGUACAAGCUAGAGUAAUGGGCAUGCCCAGUGGGAUGAUGGCACAACAGGGAGCCUACAUGGGUGGAUUGGCCAUGCCUCAGCCGGUAUACGGGGUACAACAGGCACAGCAGCUACAAUGGAACAUCACCCAGAUGACUCAGCAGAUGGCAGGAAUGAAUUUCUAUGGUGCCAAUGGGAUGGUGAAUUAUGGACAAUCAUCAGUUCCCAUGGGAGCGGGAGCAGCUCCAGCAACUGGGCAAUCUCUGGGCACCCAGAUGUGGAAAUAACUGGACCAGAAGUAAACAAGGAAUGACAAUCGCUCUGUGUUUCAGAACCAUGGCUUCUUCUCUACUUCAGCCAGUUUGCUGUGUGCGAUCUCAACUCCAUUUUUGCCUGUAGAUCCUUCACAGACUUGGCGAGAAAUUCACCAUCAAAACAGCAGCCAUCAUUACCAAAGUCAAUUUUUAAAACCAAUAUUUUUUUCCCAAAGGUGGAUUCUUUGGGAGCGUGUUCCUUCAAACAAAGUGUGGGAGGGGUGUGUGAUCUUUGCUCAGUGCAACUUUAGCCACUUGUAAUUGUUUAAAUCUGUUUGCCAUUCAGUUUGUGACCCAAUAGCAACACAUCCCACCAUGCCUUGUUAUUAGUGCUGAUUUACAAUUGAUAUAUAGGGCUCUGAGAGAAAUGAUCAGGAGACAGCUAUUCAGUUUGUGACGAGCAUGAUAAUAAUGCAAAGGAUAAUUAUAAUUACUCAUGUCUUGUUAAUCAGCCUGAACUUUGUUAAACAGGAUGCAAAUGUAUGAACCGAAGCAUAUAUGUGCCUCACAUAUAACACAGGCCUCCUUCAACUGGGUUAAAAACCUUUGGUAAACGCACACCUCUUAAAGCUGUCUUAUUAGGUUAAUUGUUUGGCUGAUAACCAUUACGUAACUGGUAUUGUUUACAGUAAUUUAUAUAGUGCUGCUACAUUAACAGUUCAUCUGUUGAUUGGCACUGAUUCCAUAUUUAAAUUGUAACAGCUAGUUUGGAAUUUAGUUACAGAUUAGCAAAUCUUAGUUGGAGGAAUAAGACAGCACACAGGAAAUUGAGAACUUUCUUAUUCUAUAAUUUGUGACCAAUAUUAUCUAGCACAAGGUCCAAACGGGUUAGCUAAGACUUGACCCUCUGCCUCUCUGAGGGUGAAAUGUCUUGCUCAGUACAAAACCUAUCAGCUCACUCAUUAGCCAAUUAAUCUCAUCACAGGUCUGCUUUUAAACUGCAAACAAAGUGUUUAAGUGGAGCUCAGUGCAUUUUUGUGAGAAUGUUGAAUAAUAACAGAGGAAGAUCAAGAGUGGAGAGAUCUGCCAGUGUUUGAGAUUGGUAUUCAUGGAUUGUGGAUACAGGGCUUCAAGGCUAGAAUGAGGUAGAGAGGGAUAACAUUCGCAUACUUCCUUGGUCAAAUUACUUACUUUGUUAAUCUUAGGUCGGUGGUCUAUUUAAGCUAUUUGCAUUUUAGCAGAUUGGCUCUUUGGUUGAGGGAAAAGUUUAAAUGCACAAAUUUGAUUCUGUUUCUUCCAUCUUGUAGGUGGCUGAAGACAGAGGACUCAAGGUGGUGUUCUUGGUUGGUAUACUGAGCCUGGGUUGACAUGCACAGCACAUACUUGAAUUAUCAACACCUGACAUUGUGUGUGGAAGGGAGGAAGCACAGUGUUCACCGCAGGGUCAACACUUGAUGAUUUUCCCUGCAGUCACAAAUCUAUAUCCCAUUCUUCUCUCCUGACAAUCUCCCUCUCUCAAACUAUGAGUGUUAGACCACGCGCUAGCACUGAUCGGAGUUUAAUUGUACAAAAGAAGUAGCUAGUUUGAAAGACUUUGAACAGAUACUGUGAAACAACUGGAAGCAGAAUAUGGGGAAUGGCAUGUGGGAAGUAAAGCACCACACAUCUGUGCGAUUGUCUGAUCACCUGUAGCCAGUUUGAAUGGAGAGUGCCCUUUGAUUUCUUGUGUUUGGUUUUUAUUUUUUUGUGUGUUGGGAAAAGAUAGAAUUCCUUUUGCACUUAACAAUUACUUUGCUGCUUUAACUAAUUUCCAAAAGUGUUAAGGAGGAAUGCUGGGCAGUUAAGAGACCUGAUCCACUAAAGCACACCUCAUGGGAUUUCUCACGAGUUCGCUAAUUAGAUUUGGGGCAAAUGUCACGUUUACAAUUUUAGAAAUAUUGGUUUUUGCUGGGUCAUUACACCUGAAUAGGGAAUUCUAAAAAUGUAAUAUUUUUAACUCUCUGUUUAUAGCAUAUAUACCAGAACGUUAUGAUCUGUAGUUAAAGUUGUAAGUAGAUUAGGGCAGUUGUCUAAGGAACUGGUGAACGAGAGCUGGCUGGUGGAGCUCAGCUUUGGAUUUUCAAUUUUUUUUACAAAACUGACUCACUAAAGGCAAGUGGAGUGAACCUUUGCAUCCAGUAGUUAGUCAAACUGUAACAGUUUGGAAUCUACAUAGUCCUAAAGGAUAUUAAGUGAUUUGAAACACAGCAAAAACUUCCAAAUGCAUUGGCUUUUGUAAUGCAGACCCCAUUUAGGUUUGCUCUAAGUCUGAAAAAAUUCAGGAAAUAUUACCCUUACAUAAUCUGAAUUGUUGUUUGGCAAUAUUUGAAUCAUUUAAUAACCUAGUACAGAAUAAUUGGAAACUCAAAACUCAACUGAUGAUCGGCUGUGUGUUUCUCUGCUUCUAAUUUCUGAUUAACUAACGUGUAAAUGUUGGACUCAGGGUUUCAGGUCAAAAGGAAAUGUAAAAUUGGCAAGGAUCUGCCGUGAAAAUGCCUAUACUUUGAGCUGUGAAUGAGAAUACUGUUUACAGAAUGCAAUGUUUAUCUUGUACUGAAGUAGUAUGAUUAUCAGUUGAAUUCUCCCUAUAGCAUUUCCGCAUGUAAUUCCCAGCGGUGAGUGGUUGCCUCUGUUUUUGGUACUGUAAUUUUGGUGGUAGGUCUUUGGAUUUCACAAAAGUCACUGUUUACUAUCUCUCAUAUUGAUGUUCUCUCCAUUUGGUUUUAGUUGAGCAGUCGGCAGUACUUGUGGAGUGUAAUGAACUGUGUAAUUGUUUUGAUUUCCCCAAUUCCAGAGUAGACUGCUGUGUGGGGCGUGUGACCUCUGCUCUGUGGGUCUGUUUCUCUCCCUGCUUCAUGCUGCAUCAAGAGUUGAAUCCCUGCCCUCUUUGCCCCUUGGGCUGAUAGUGUAGUCUGGACCCCGUUUUCUAUGUUCGCUGAAUUGAGCAAGUGGUCUGAGUUCAUUCUUCUAUCUGGUCAUAAAAAGGUGCAUUCAAACUGCAGUUAUUUCCAAAUUCAAAGCCACUUUUAUAUAGAUGCAGGUCUUCUGUGUGUUUGUGUGUGAGAGAAAGCUCACUUUCACAAGUUCUCCCAAGUUUUCUCCUUUGAAUCGACUGUGUAAUUCCUGAGGGAGAUUGACAGAUGUUGGUAUUCCCCACAAUCUGGAUUGAAAUGGCAUUGAUAUAAAAGAGGUUUAUGUACUGUCCUGUUAAUGACUGAAUGUUCACUUGCAUCCGUGAUGAAGUAGGGCAGGGAAUUAAAAUCCUUGUCUUCUGGGUAUUGGUGAUGUUCAGGAGAGGUUCUAGAUGAAGCUUUAAUGUUUGGAUGAAACUUUAAUGUGUUAUUUAGAGAUAUAUGAAUAUAUUAAUAUAAAGCUGAUGUGUGCUAUUUUUAUGAGGCUUUUUUAUAUAAAACAAAUUCCUGUAUAUUAACAGUGCUGCAAAAAAUUAAUACCAUUUAUAUAUCUUAGGAAGGUCAACUUGUGUGGCCAGUAAAGAGAGAUUAUACAAUACCAAUUUUCAAUGCACAAUUGAGACAGUACUCCAAAUAAGUAAAAUGGCAAUUGCGCUUUAAGCUAAAGAGAGAAUAAUAGUUAUACAGAGCUCAGGGGGUAAAAGGCAUUAUUUUGUUAUAGUUAACUUUGGCACGAUGGUUUGUACCACACACAUCUCACAUGGUGGCUGAUUAAGGUAUGCAGGUUUUUUGGGGGGCAUGUGGCCCUAUCCAAAAAUACUCACUCAUUUAUGUUACUGGAAUAUAAAGGAUAACUUUGUGUUAGAUUGGAAAUUGAAAAUUAUUUUUAGAAUACACAAGUUGUGUUUUUUGAACUCUACCCUUUUCUGCUUGCUGUUCUGCGAGUUUCCUGUUCAUUGAUUGGAAGAAUGGUCCAGAUACUUGCAGCAAUGUUUGUUCCCAGAGUCAGUUCUGUCAGGAUGGGUCAGAGAUCGUUUUUUUUUUUAAAAGGGUCAUGGGUUGACUGGUUUAAGACCAAGGGACAUGAACUUUGAACCGCUGUGCUGUUUUCAUUUCCAGCCUCACCAUCACUUGGCUGCUAACUGCCAUUGCCACAGACUGCUUUGUCUGCAAUCAAUUCUGAACCAUUAUGAAGCUCAAUGUUAUUCCUGUGCAGUGGCACUCAUCCAAAACCAUUUUAAUCUUUUGAUAUUGUUUGUCUACUGAAUUGCUUGGGACCAACUCAAUAUUCAGCGUGAGGCAAAGUGUUACUUUGUGCUCCCCAUCAUACACUCUGAUUUAACUGAGAAUUUGCUAUGCUGUUAGUGCACAAUUCCAUUCUUCAUUGUAAGCAUGGCCAGCAAUGGAAUAACCUAUCUGUGAAUGUUUCCAUAUUCUGGUUUUCUGCUUCCAGCUCUGUCCUGUACAAUAUAAAUAAAUAUAUUCUCAUUGUAAUAUAAAGCUUGAGGGGAAAUGGAAAAUAAAGAUUUUAUUAAAGUUUUACUUUGUAUACUGAAA
This is a messenger RNA of Chiloscyllium plagiosum (whitespotted bambooshark), 5805 nucleotides long. Its product is annotated as stromal membrane-associated protein 2-like. NCBI's taxonomy places the organism in Eukaryota, Metazoa, Chordata, Chondrichthyes, Orectolobiformes, Hemiscylliidae. The record is from RefSeq and is a predicted model, not a curated record. Gene Ontology annotation, molecular function: GTPase activator activity; metal ion binding. Gene Ontology annotation, cellular component: cytoplasm.